GCAGCUCUAGACAGGAUGGAGAGGAUGCGUUUUCAACAUCCGCACGAGGUCAACAGAUAAAAGCCAGGGCGUUCUAAGUGGCUGUAUGCGCAUCCGCCUGUUCACGGCUUCCUUCUGCAAAUAUUUUAGCACCCUCUCCUGUGACUGUGGACAGCAAAGAAGCACCCAGCUCCGGGGCGAGGCAGGCCCUCAACCCAACACGUAGUUCCCUUGGGCACAGUGACCCGGCCAGGAAGCCACCCUGACUCGCAGGUACUGCCUGAGGCUCAUGCCGCCUCCUUGCCCGGAUGUUUGACCCACAGCAGAAGAAGGCAGCUGCCUGCAGCAGGUUUCACGUGAAUGGACCCAGUCUGGGACAGAUCCCGUGGGUCUCGGCCCAGCACCGCCAGCGUCCGGGUGCGGGAGCUGAGCUGGCAAGGCCUGCACAACCCCUGCCCACAGAGCAAGGGCCCUGGUGGCCAGCAGGGCAGCCGCAGAGAGCAGCGGGUGGAAGAGUACCUGUCCCCCGCCCGACUGCAGGCCCUGGCCCUGGUGGAUGACCUUCGGCUGGUGAGGGCGCUGGAGGUGUGUGUGGACACCCGCGAGGGCAGCCUGGGGAACUUUGGGGUGCACCUGCCCAACCUGGACCAACUGAAGCUGAAUGGCAGCUACCUGGGCUCCCUCAGGGACCUGGGCACAUCUCUGGGCCACCUGCGGGUGCUGUGGCUGGCUCGCUGUGGCCUCACUGACCUGGAUGGCAUCGCCGCUUUGCCAGUGCUGAAGGAACUGUACGCCUCCUACAACAACAUCUCAGACCUGAGCCCGCUGUGCCUGCUGGAGCAACUGGAGCUGCUAGACCUGGAGGGCAACAGCGUGGAGGACCUGGGGCAGGUGCGCUUCCUGCAGCUGUGCCCUCGCCUGGCCACCCUCACCCUGGAGGGCAACCUGGUGUGCCUGCAGCCGGCCCCCGGCCCCGCCAACAAGGUGCCCAGUGGAUACAACUACAGGGCUGAAGUGAGGAAGCUCAUCCCCCAGCUUCGGGUCCUGGACGAAGUUCCGGCCGCGCACACAGGCCCACCGUCCCGCCUGCGGCUGAGCCAGGACUGGCUUGCGGUGAAGGAGGCCAUCAAGAAGGGCCAUGGCCUCCCCCAGCUGGACUGUCCCCAUGGAGGCCCCAUCCGGAGACUUGACCCUGAGCUGUCCCUGCCUGAGACGCAGCCCCGAACCUCCAGGCCCUGGCCCUUCGCGAUGCUGGUCCCUGGGGGCCCCCUGCCUGAAGGCCUGCUUUCUGAGGACCCAGCCCCAGAAGAUAACACCAGCAGCCUCACCCAUGGUGCUGGCCAAGUCCUAUGUGGGAACCCCACCAAAGGCCUGCGGGAGCGUAGGCAGCAGUGCCAGGGCAGGGAGCCCCCGGAGCAGCUGUCCCAGCACAGGCCAGGAGAUCUGGCCCCCAGCACUUCCAGCCCAGAGCCUGACCCUGCAGACAGCUCUGACUUCCUGGCCUUGGCCAGGCUUAGGCCCUGGAGGGAGCUUGGCAUGGGGCACCUGGAGUCCCAACAGGAAGGGGCUGUAGCCCCCGGGAGCCGACGGAGGGCCCCUGAAGAGCAAGUGCACCAGGCAGAGUCCAAGACUCCCCCCAGGCCCCCGAGCCUGGCCUCAGAGCCCCCCAGGACCUUCCGAUGUCAACUGGUCCCUUCCCCUCCCAAGCACCCGAUGCCACCAGCUUCUGGCAGCAGCUCCCCCAGGUGGCCCACAGACCUGCAGUCCAGGGGGCGUCGGCUCCGAGCCCUGGGCAGCUGGGGGCCUGGCGUGGGUGAUGGGGCGGCGGCAAUGGCCUCAGACCUGAGCCCUGGAGCCCAGGGAUGUCCUGGCCCAAAGCCAGCACCAGACGCAUCAGCCAGAAUCCCCAGGGCAGCCGAACUCUCCCACCCCACCCCCUUCCCCCACUUAGUGUAGCCCCACUGCCAAGCUACACUGUGCUGGGGCCACGACCUGCCCACAUAUGUGGUCACGGGGGCGCUGGGUGGACUUGGCCUCAUGGAGCACAGAACGUCUGGGCGGGUGUGUUGGCGGGUGGAGGGAAUGCCUGGCCCUGGGGAGGACCCUCUUGGUGGAGGAAAGGGGGGGCUCGGGCUUGAACCCACUUUAGGCCCCCGACAGGGUUUGGCGUGGGAAGGGAGGGUCCCGAUCCAGCCUUCCUUCCGGCCAGGCUUUCCCGUGGGCACAGGUUGGGGGGUGGUCACAGGGGCAGGCCUGUCAGAGGGCUCUCCGGCUAGAGUUGGGUGUGGCCG
Molecule: messenger RNA, 2270 nt
Organism: Cebus imitator (Panamanian white-faced capuchin)
Lineage: Eukaryota; Metazoa; Chordata; Mammalia; Primates; Cebidae
Gene: LRRC56
Product: leucine rich repeat containing 56
Exons: 13
Coding region: 340-1935 (531 amino acids)
Molecular function (GO): protein binding
Source: RefSeq, a predicted model, not a curated record